Messenger RNA from Knipowitschia caucasica, 558 nucleotides. NCBI's taxonomy places the organism in Eukaryota, Metazoa, Chordata, Actinopteri, Gobiiformes, Gobiidae. The record is from the annotation of a GenBank genome assembly.
AUGAUUACACCACACCGCACCGCGAGCUCCUCUGUCCGCAUCGUGACGUCACCACCCCCCUCCUGCCCCUCCUGCCCCUCCUGCCCCUCUCCUCUCUCUCAUCAGCCACAGCACCAACACGGGGCUCCCAUCUUCAGCAUCCUCCUCUUCCUCACGCAGACGCACCGGAGCAGAGAGGCUGGAGGCUUUGGGACUCAUGCGGGAGACGGUGAAGCUUCCUCCCGGGGGCACGCAGGCGCGGACCGGGGACUUCGCGGGUCCGUCACCGGAGCUGGCCCCCGGUUGUUUUUGAAGCUCCGAGGAGGCUCCUGGUACUACAUCAUCAUCAUCAUCAUCAUCAUCAUCAUCAUCAUCAUCAUCAUCAUCAUCAUCAUCAUCAUCAUCAUCAUCAUCAUCAUCAUCAUCAUCAUCAAAGAUCGCUGCGUCUGUUUGCGUUGUGUCUGUAUGGAGCAGAGUGAGACCUCCUCAUUCCCCCGGGACAGUCCAAUCUUUGAGUCUCCGCGUCCCAAAAGAUUUAUUCAAAGCCAUAAGUUUGUUUGUUUUUUUAUCUUAAUUUAG